AUGGACAGGUUGCACUCCUCCAUGCGUAAAAGGCUCUACAGUUUGCCACAGCAUAUUGGACAGAAAGCUUAUAUUAUGGGCGAAGGAGAAGACGGCGACAAGGACACCCGGAGGAAGAGUAUUAGGAUGAAACCCUUGCCGUCACCAACCUCCAGAGGAAGCAUCAAAGGCAUCGGGGAGACCAGAGGUGGGGACACGGUGAUCAUGGAGACAGACAUUGGGAGACCAACGAAGACCAGUUUAAACGGAGAUUGUCGGAGAUUUCGUGGCAGUUUCUCCUCCAUCACCAGUCGGCAUGUGCACGACUCAGACUCGGCGGAGCAGAGGCGCCUCAUCACGGAAGGGGACGUCACCCCGAGCGAGGAGAGCCCCCCCGGAGCUAUUGGCGGUGGGGCGGACCAAGGUGCGCAAGGCGCCAGCGCUGGUGGUGCCCAACAUGCUUCUCUUGACCAGGAAUCAGGGUUCAUAAAGUUGGAUGGCAUUGAUCAAAUUUCGCCGGACGACGAGAGAUUGUACCAGGCAGGAUUCAUACACAGGCAGUUUGGGGCAAUGCUGCAACCGGGGGUCAACAAGUUCUCCCUAAGGAUGUUUGGGAGCGAAAAGGCGGUGGAACGGGAACAAGAGCGGGUUAAAUCCGCCGGAUUUUGGAUAAUUCAUCCGUACAGUGAUUUCAGGUUCUACUGGGACCUGACCAUGCUGCUGCUGAUGGUGGGGAACCUGAUCGUCAUCCCGGUGGGCAUCACCUUCUUCAAAGACGAACACACGCCCCCCUGGAUCAUCUUCAACGUGAUCUCAGACACCUUCUUCCUCAUGGACCUGGUGCUCAACUUCCGCACGGGCAUCGUCAAGGAGGACAACACCGAGAUCAUCCUGGACCCACAACAGAUCAAGAUCAAGUACCUGAGGAGCUGGUUCGUGGUGGACUUCAUCUCCUCCAUACCUGUGGACUACAUCUUCCUCAUCGUGGAGACGCGCAUCGACUCAGACUUCUACAAGACGGCCCGGGCGCUGAGGAUCGUCCGCUUCACCAAGAUCCUCAGCCUGCUCAGACUGCUCAGGCUGUCCAGGCUCAUCCGAUACAUCCACCAGUGGGAGGAGAUCUUCCAUAUGACCUAUGACCUGGCCAGUGCCAUGGUGCGUAUCGUCAACCUGAUUGGUAUGAUGCUGCUGCUGUGCCACUGGGACGGAUGUCUGCAGUUCCUGGUUCCCAUGCUGCAGGACUUCCCCCAGGACUGCUGGGUGUCCAAAAACAAAAUGGUGAACGACACAUGGGGCCAGCAGUACUCCUACGCCCUGUUCAAAGCCAUGAGCCACAUGCUGUGUAUCGGGUACGGCAUGUACCCACCUGUGGGCAUGACGGACGUGUGGCUCACCAUCCUCAGCAUGAUCGUGGGCGCCACCUGCUAUGCCAUGUUCGUGGGUCACGCCACCGCACUCAUCCAGUCUCUGGACUCCUCCCGUCGGCAGUACCAGGAGAAGUACAAACAGGUGGAGCAGUACAUGUCCUUCCACAAGCUGCCGGCUGAUAUGAGGCAGAGGAUCCAUGACUACUACGAGCAUCGCUACCAAGGCAAGAUGUUUGACGAGGAGAGCAUCCUGGGAGAACUCAACGAGCCACUCAGAGAGGAAAUCGUUAACUUUAACUGUCGAAAGCUGGUGGCUUCCAUGCCACUGUUUGCCAACGCGGACCCCAACUUUGUGACCUCCAUGCUGACCAAGCUGCGCUUCGAGGUGUUCCAGCCCGGAGACUACAUCAUCAGAGAGGGCACCAUCGGCAAGAAGAUGUACUUCAUCCAGCACGGAGUGGUCAGCGUUCUCACCAAGGGCAACAAGGAAACCAAGCUCUUAGACGGAUCCUACUUCGGGGAGAUCUGUCUGUUGACGCGGGGUAGAAGAACAGCCAGCGUCAGAGCAGACACCUACUGCCGUCUGUACUCUCUGUCUGUGGACAACUUCAACGAGGUCCUGGAAGAGUACCCCAUGAUGAGACGGGCCUUCGAGACCGUGGCUCUGGACCGGCUGGACCGCAUAGGGAAGAAGAACUCCCUCCUGCAGCACAAGGUGCAGCACGACCUGAGCUCCGGCGUUCUCAACUACCAGGAGAACGAGAUCAUCCAGCAGAUUGUGCAGCAUGACAGAGACAUGGCCACCUGCGCCCACCUCCUCCAGAACAUUCCUCCGCCUCAGCCCCCGUCUCCGGGGCACACCCCCGUCAUCUGGGCUCCCCUCAUCCAGGCACCCCUGCAGGCUGCAGCCGCCACCACCUCUGUUGCCAUCGCCUUGACGCACCACCCCCACCUUCCCCACCUCCCCGCCGCGCUCUUCCGCCCGCCGGUCACGGUCCUGGGCUCCAGGAACCUCCAGGACCCUCCCCCCGGCCGGCUGAAGAAGUUCCACACGUCGGCGCCCACCUCCUCCAUGGGACCUGACUCCCCCUCCAGCACCCCAUCUAAACUGCACUGCUCUGGGAUGGACACAGCCCUGCUGGCCUCCUUCCGGGCCCACCACACGACUCAGGGGUCAGGGGCAGCCAGCUCCAGUCAGCAGGCGUCCAGCAGCAGUGGAACCCAGCCUGGGCCUACCGGGGCCUUUCCCUUUGGACCUUUCUCCUCCUCCGGGGGCUCUCCCUCCCACAGCACGGCACAGAGCACGGCCCAGCUACACUCACAGCCCCAGACGCAGCAGCCAUUCCACUGCACCACCCCGCCUCUCGCUGCCCUCUUCCAGCAGGGAGUCAUGGAGGGAGCCGUGGGGACAGGGAUGGGUGGAGCAACAGGGGGAGCUACAGGUUGGUCUUCAGGAGGUGAAAUAGGAGGGGUUGCUGAGGGGGCCACGGGUGGAACAAUAAGAAGGGCCACUGGUUGGGGUAGACGUGGGUCUAUAGAAGGAUAUACUACUGGAGUACAUAUAGGAGGAGCCACUGGGGGGUACUCAGGAGGGGCUAGUGGUGGGCACAUUAGAGGAACUAGUGGAGGACAUAUAGGAGCUACUGGUGGAGCAAUGGGAGGGGCUACAGGUGGAAUGACAAUUGGAGUUCUGGGUACCUCUAGUUCUGGUUGUAGUAUCAGCCCCCAGUCCACUGGUUCAUCCGGCAACAUUAACCCCUGUCAGCUGCUCCACAGCCAGCUGCCCCCCAAGCCUCCACAGGUGGGCUCCCUGCAGCAGUUUGCAGGCGGGGGUAGGACUCCUAGUGGCUUCUACCACCUCCCCCCUCCAGGCUCCCCAUCCUCCUCCUCCUCCACCCAGCAGGCCCCAGAGGGCUCCCCUUCUCCCCUGGCCCAGUUCAGCCUGGCAGGCCUCCAGCUGGUCCCUCAGCUGUCCCUGGAGAGGUCUGCCCUGGCCUCGUUGGCCCAGUACGGCUCAGCUAACGGCUCGCCCUGCUACACCCCCCUGGGGCCUAGCCCCACGGUCCAAAGCCCAGUCACAGGAAGGACUUUCCACUACAGCGACUCGUCCAGUGCCACAGGGUCCCACAGCUCUCUGCUCAUGCCCCAGACCUCCCUCCCCAGCCAGCAGCACGCAGCCGGCAGUGAGUCUCUGUUGGGGCUGGGCAGCUUCUCUGAGGAUAUGAAACUAUUGUCCUGUUCUAACAUCUCCCUGCCCCAGGAUGUGACCCAGGCCAUGGGAUACUCCUCCCUCCCACGCUCCUCACCCCCUCGCACCUCGCACCCAUGCUCCUCCAUGGAGCCAGGAUACUGCUUCUCCUCGCCCUACACCUCCCCCAUCCUAGUUCCAAAACCCUGUAGCUCGGUGCCAGGGCACAUGACUCCUCCUGUCCCUGCCCAGAUGUCUCCAGGACACCUGCAGCACCAGACUCAGUCCCCCGUGGCCUCCCCGGCCCUGCCGCCACGGAAAGGCUCGGCAGCCCACUCUGAACUAGAACCUGUCCGCUCCAAACUAACCUCCAAUUUGUGAGAUUUGAUCACACCCUCCUUGGACUAGUACACAAACGAUCUUCCUGUAUGAUGUCAUUCUCUUCUAGGCUUCACUGUGUUCUAAUCGUUAUCAUUUCCACCAUCUUAAUAUUACUGUGAUUUAAAAGAUGACGCUUAACCAGGUAACUUCGAGCUCCCUAGACAACUACCCUUUCUUUGUUUUUGUUUUGUCCUUCUCCCUUUUUUAUUCAUACGUAUAUACAUAGAAAUAUAUUUAAAAGAUAUGCUAAUCAAGGGACAGGAGGGUGUGAACAGAAAAUGAUAUCCAUUUAAGAGAUGGUCAUUUCUUUGUUUCUAACUAUGCCAAAUUCAUAUGAUGGGGUUUGGUUUGAUGGUUAGAUGGACAACACAAUAGUACUUUUUUGCAGGAACCUAUGCACUAAUACCUGCAUGUAUAGAUGCUUUUUUUGUGUGUUUUAAAAGAACAGAAUCAACCUUUUCAGUGGAAAAUACAUGCCUCAAUAAGAGCAGACUGACUUAUUUUUUCAUCCCAUACAGGAUCACAUGUUGUUGAUCCUUCAUCAUCUAUUAUCAAUUAGAUGACUUAUUUAUCCACUCUAUAGACUUCACGAAACCUUCCGAGGUGGAGAAGAGAUUUUAGGAAACCAAAAAGACUUUCCUCUGGGGUGAUCAAUCUGCCUCCUCUUUGGCCUGUGUGUCAUUGUUGUAUUGUCGUAAUAUUGGGGGGUGUUGAGUGGGCUACAGGCCCUCCAUCCCUGUAGUGAGACAGACAUCAAGUAUGAUGUGUUAGUGAUAGGCUUCCUGCAGUGUCCUCAACCCUGUCCUAACAAAUUCACUUUGUCUUCCAAGCUCAUCGUGCCGCAAAUGUUUUGGAUGGACAAGGACAAGUUGAGCCCUGCAAUCUGUGUGCUAGUGGACAGAGUGUAUGCAUUUAUGUGUGUCUGAUAGUGACUGAGUGUGAGUGUGUGUUUGAGUGUGUGUCUGUGUGUUUAAGAGA
This is a messenger RNA of Oncorhynchus nerka (sockeye salmon), 4893 nucleotides long. It is a transcript of the gene hcn4, whose product is annotated as hyperpolarization activated cyclic nucleotide-gated potassium channel 4. Gene Ontology annotation, molecular function: voltage-gated potassium channel activity. The record is from RefSeq and is a predicted model, not a curated record. The transcript is spliced from 8 exons. Gene Ontology annotation, cellular component: HCN channel complex; axon; membrane. The coding region runs from base 1 to 3915 and encodes 1304 amino acids. Lineage: Eukaryota; Metazoa; Chordata; Actinopteri; Salmoniformes; Salmonidae. Gene Ontology annotation, biological process: regulation of membrane depolarization; sodium ion transmembrane transport; potassium ion transmembrane transport.